Messenger RNA from Ostrea edulis (European flat oyster), 6634 nucleotides. RefSeq lists its product as uncharacterized. Gene Ontology annotation, cellular component: endoplasmic reticulum membrane; Golgi membrane. NCBI's taxonomy places the organism in Eukaryota, Metazoa, Mollusca, Bivalvia, Ostreida, Ostreidae. Gene Ontology annotation, molecular function: ATP binding; protein binding; DNA helicase activity. The record is from RefSeq and is a predicted model, not a curated record. Bases 80 to 6448 code for a protein of 2122 amino acids. The transcript is spliced from 41 exons. Gene Ontology annotation, biological process: L-tyrosine catabolic process; DNA replication.
GCCAGAAAUGAAAUCGCGGGAAAAUGCUUCUUUCACUUUCACUUUUUAACAAUGCAAAAAUGACAGAUUCAGAUUGAAAAUGUGGUUAUUAAAAUCUUUAUCAGGGCCAGAUAAAACGUUUUAUUUGUUAUCAAACAACGUGUAUGUAGUCGGACGAAAAGAUUGUGAAAUUGUCCUUCCAUCUGACCAGGCUGUCAGCAGAAAGCAUGCUCAAAUAAAAGUUUCACAUCCAGAAAGUAACAUUUCUAAGCCAGACAGAUUACCAGUUGCUUCACUGACAGACCUGUCAAAGUUUGGGACCUGGCAUAAUAAUGUCAAACUUAAUAAAGAGGAGGAGAUAACUCUGAAUGAUGGUGACCAGGUCAUAUUUGGAUCUCCGAGGUCCUCCUUCAGAGUGGUGUAUGAGCCCUUCAUUAUAUCAACCUCAUGUCUAGACAAUCCAUCCAAGAAACUGAUGCGAACACUUGUGACCUCAUUAGGUGGUCACUUGGUCAGUGAAUGGUGUGCAGAGUGCAGUCUACUGGUGAUGAAUAAUCUCAGCGUUACCAUCAAGGUCAUUUCAGCAUUAGUUUCACAAAAGCAUAUAGUUACCCCAGCAUACAUUGAAAAUUUUGUCCAACACAUCAAAGAGGGUGGUCCAAUGCCAGAACCAGAUUUGUACCUGCCUAACAUUUCAGAAACUCAGAUUAACCCAGAUCAAGUGUCAUUUAAACCUGACAUCAAGCGAGCUUCAGUAUUCCAAGGCAUGAAGUUCAUCUUCCUAAACUCCAAGCAAUUUAAAAAAAUGAAUCUUACGAUCGAGAUGGGAGGAGGCCUGCCUAUUCUGAUGGACGAGCCAUGUGAUGAUGACCUGGAGAUGAUGGUGGAGCCUGGCUCUGUGGUGAUGCAGAGCAACCCAUCUGAUGCAUCACAAGGAUUCUCACAACAAAACAUAGACUGGAUCACGAAAAUUAUCAAGUAUCUCAAAAAACACAAGAAACAUGUGAUCCAGGACGCUGAGUUAGGGUUUGCCGUUUUACAUUGCUCCACGGAACAACACUGUAACCCAGACGUGCCUUUCAUGAGUCAGAUCCCACAGCCCCACAUGCCCUCUCAAUCACUUACACAGACGGAUGUACUCGCUCUAAACACAGAACCGGGGGCCAGGUCACCUGUGAUAGAGAGUAAAGAUGAUUCUGAUAAAAUCAAUGAGACGAAGAUCAAACCAAAGAUUGAAAAAUGUGAAAAAAUCACAACACAAAAAGAAUCCAAGAAGACAGACACCAAACUUCGCCGACAAAUUUCUGAAAAUGAGACUGCCAGAGAAACGACCCAAUUAGAGACCAUGGAACCAAGCAACUUUAGAAAUUCAGCAUCGACUGACACUUUGGAUGGACAGUGUUUGGGGAGACAAAUCAAAAAGGAAAAGAUAACUCCAGAAAAACGAGAAGCUGUCAGACGAAGUCCAAGAAGAUCGCCAAGCCCAGCAAACUUGAGAGUUUCGGCAAAAAGGUUAACAGAAAGGUCACAAAGGUCACCUAGUCCUGUCAGACGAAGUACAAGAAGGUCACCUAGCCCAACAGACUCGAGAGAUUCCCCCAAAAAAUCAACAGAAAGGUCACCUAGUCCUGUUAGACAAAAUCUAAGAAGGUUGCCAAGCCCAGAAAACUUGAGAGCUUCCCCAAAAAAGUCCACCGAAAGGCCUCCUAGUCCCAGUCCAUGGGGAGAAACAGCAUCCAUAAGAAAGUCUGAUCAGAAUAAAACAGGAUCCAAGACGACUGACGUCAAAGUGGAAUCACGGUUCGAUUCAUUGGAGUUGUCCAGUGUGUAUGAGACAGAAAGGAAUAAGGAAUCUGUGACUGUAGACUUGAAAAAGGAUGAAUGGUCCUCAAAACAAAAAAAGACACAGAAGACAGAAUCUAAAUCAAUGCUGAAAAAGCCUUAUUCUGCCAGAGGAAGUCCAGCAACAUCAACAUCAAGUGGGAAAACGAGAGAGAAGAGGAGAAUUAUUGUGGAAGAUUCAGAUGACGAGGAUCCACCUAGUAUAAAGAGAUCAAGAAAUGAACCUCAAAUGGAAGAUGAGGAGGACUUAUUCGAAGUGGAACCAAGUCAAUCAAGAAAUAGACCUCAAAUUGAAGAUGAGGAGGACUUAUUUGAUGUGAAACCGAGUCAGUCAAGGGGCGCUCACGCUCGCACAGACUCCUCCGAUGUAGAUGAAGGAGAUUUGUUUGAUGUGGAUGAUUCCACACUGAGCAAAGAACAUCAACAGAAAUCUACCCAAGUAAAAAGGAGCGGCAGAAACUUGCCUCUGAAAGCAGGAUCUGAUGAGGGUGUGCUUAAUUUAUCUGAGGAGUCCCCCGAGAAGUCAACAAAGACAUCAUUAGAAAAGACUGCACCAAAUAGACAGAUAGGAAGGACAAAUGGAGAUAGCAAGAUUGUUAGAAUGAAGGAAAAACCUCCAGAGGUGAAUGGACAGACAGAGGACAGGAUUAACAGAAGUACGACGGAAACUCCAGAGGGUUUCCUGAAUACGAAACGACACAUGGAGAAUGUUGUGAUAAAGUCUGAAGUUGUGAAGGAAGAAGAUCUGCCGUCUCGGUGCAUCAUUACAAAGUUUGUGGAUCUGGUCGCCCGCCCUGUACGAUCUGCACCACCAGAUUCAGGGGAGGCUACUCCUUCAGGCUACAUCAGAUGGAAGGGGAAACUGGUCAGGAACUUCAAGAAAUUCAGAAAGAACCAGAAUUGUGGAUCGAAUGAUCUGCCUCGAAUCAUUGGAGGAAGCGACUUACAACCCCACGUCCCCGCGCAGAGAAAGGAGACAGACGAAUGGUUCAGAGAGGCUCUAGAGGCCGAGAGCCAGCAGUCGGAGGCAGAAAGACGGGCUCAGGAGUUAUUUGACUAUGAACCAAAUAAGUUGAUUCAGAGACAUCAACGUCAGGUUGAAAGGUCUCUCCAGCUAGGCCGAAAAGGACAAGCUCUUCACUACAUGGGAUGCAAGACCGUGGUCCAAACUGUGAAGUACUUCUACAAACAAUACUACGUCCGCAGCUGGCUACAGGUGCAGGUUCAUGCCUGGGAAAUCAUGCACGCCCUGGAUACCAACUGCGAUCCCCCUAACUUCGUGACAACCACGGCAAACUUCCAGAACGAGAGGAUGCAACCCUAUAAGUAUCACCAGGCACAAGUUGCUGCCCAGUGUAGUUUCUCAAGGCUCACAUCCAGCAUGGGAUAUUGGAGAUCUGCAAAAAAAUUAGGCAAGGCUGUUUUAAUCCAGCAGUUGCAGUGUGGUAGUAUUUACCCCCAGCAGACAAAACGUUUGGUGUCCUCCCAAACAUGUAUGACAUACUCCAGGCUGUCUCUUCUCCAAAGGAAAUGUACACAGCACAUGAGUAGAUUCUACUGCACAGUGGAUCCUCACACCAAAGCAACAGGAAUUAUUCAGGAGAAAGAUACAGAGGAUGACCCUGUUCCACAUAAAAAAGGAGGGGAGACCAUCCCUCCAGAGAGUGGCUUUAGUAAGAAGAAAAGCACUAGUAUGAGGAGUACGAUAAGGAACUUUCUAAUGAAGUACAAGUUACCAGUCGAGUUGGGCCACACUCACUUUAUCACAUCCUGUGAUGCCGCCAAAACAGAAUCACCAUCUGGAAAAAACAACUUGUAUAUUAAUUAUAACACAGGUUCAUUUGUAUGCACCACUUGUCAACACUACGGUGAGUGGUCCAGUCUGAGAAAGAAAUUCCUCGCUGAUACAAAGUUAGAAAACAAAAAAACCAUACAGUGUUUUCAAGAUGGAGAGGAAGUAGAGAGAGUGAAGCGAUACGUUGACAAUGGAUCAGAGUACACGGAGAAUAAAAUUCCCAUCACUUCGAUGUAUGAAGAAGAGUUUACAGCAAUGACUCACCUUUAUCAUUGCCAGGGAUUGAAACCGGAAACUUUCUGCAGACAUGGCAUCCUGUACACAACAGAUGACAACAAUCUUCCUAUUCUGCAUCUGCCUUAUGUAAAUCCAGCUCAACAAAUGGUGGGAAUGAGGACCAUGUAUCUACAGCACACAGCGACACGUCCAGAGAAGAGCACAAAAGGGAGGGAAUCAAAUGAGGAAGAGGAGGGAGAGGAUGAGGGCCAGAUGUUUGAUGUUGUUAAGAGCUUUGAACCAAGGAUAGGAUUUCAGCAGCUGUUUGGUUGGCAUGGCUACAAGAAAGACUACAGGAAAUACGAGAAUGUUGUGAUUACUUCCUCAGAGUUCGAUGCUAUGGCAAUCACACAGGAAACAGACAUGCUAGGAUUGGCUGUCCCUAAGGGAUCAGAGCUCCCUCUUGAGUGCUUGCAUUCCUUGGAACAUGUAAAGAAAAUCAUCAUCUGGCUUGGAGCCAAUGACAGUACACGGGCCACAUCGAGAUUGUUUGCCAAGAAACUUGCUGGCAAAAACAGAUGUUCUAUUGUCAGACCGGAGAUUGUCAAAGUGUCUGGGCCACUGAAUGCUCUACAAAAGAAGAAGAAACUGAAGGAAAUUCUCCGAGAGUGUGUUCCUGUUGACCUUGACAACAUUGUUGGAUUUGAAAGCCUGACAAACGACGUGUAUGCUGAGUUUUCUAACUUGGAACAGGUCACAGGGGUCAAGUGGAAGCGGUUUGCGCAGAUGAAUCAUCUAUUGCGUGGAUUGCGACCUGGAGAACUCACUCUGUUCACUGGUUCCACGGGCUGCGGAAAAACAACAUUCCUCGGGGAAUACUCGCUGGAUCUCUGUAUGCAAGGAGUGAAUACCUUAUGGGGGAGUUUUGAGAUUAACAACAUUCGUAUGGCAAAGAUGCUGUUAAAACAAUUUGCAGUUAAGUCAUUUGAGGACUCCCUUGAGGAUUAUGAAGUCUGGGCCAAUCGCUUUAAAGAACUGCCAUUGUAUUUUAUGACAUUUCAUGGACAGGAAAGUUUUGAUAUUGUGAAAGAGACUUUGAUCAGAGCUGUGUAUGCAAAUGAUGUACAACAUGUAAUUCUGGAUAAUCUGCAGUUCAUGAUUGGUUCAGGCUACGACAACAAUUUUAACAAGUUCGAUGUUCAAGAUUUUGUCAUCGGAGAGUUAAGAAAGUUUGCCACAGAUUUCAACUGUCACGUGACUCUCGUGAUACACCCAAGGAAGGUGGUAAAGAACCGUUUUGAUGGAACCACAGGCACAAUGAUGUUGAAGUUUGACAAGGAUUCACUGACAUUUUCUGGUGCGAAUUCCAACAGAAAAAAAUCGAAAACGAAAACGUCCCCUGAGGACACAAAUGAAGAUGUCAUAGAUGAGAAGAAAUUAAAGUACAAAGUAUAUCUGGAUGAAGAGGGAACUACUUACACAGAUAAAGGCCCAAAGCCUGAAUCAGGACGAUUUGUUUGUUUUGAUCACGUUACAUUCUGGGUUGGAAAUGCAAAGCAGGCAGCCUCGUAUUACUGUGUGCGUGUGGGGUUUGAGCCCUUUGCCUAUAAAGGGCUGGAGACUGGAAGCAGACAGGUUGUGUCUCAUGCUGUCAAACAAAACAAGAUGAUUUUUAAUUUCCAGUCUGCCUUGGAGCCCAAUAAUCCCAAAGAAAUGGGAGAUCACCUUGUAAAACAUGGGGAUGGGGUCAAGGACAUUGCCUUUGAGGUGGAGGAUAUUCAUGCCAUAUUCAAGAGAGCUGUAACUAAGGGAGCCAUUGUUGUUAAGGAACCGUGGGAGGAGUCAGAUGAGGACGGUACUGUCAAAAUGGCUGUCAUUAAAACGUACGGUGACACGACACACACUCUGAUAGACAGGUCGGGGUAUAAAGGAGUAUUUUUGCCAGGGUACAAGGCCACAACACACAAGGACCCCGUUACCGAGCUGCUACCCAAACCCCAUCUUCAGCGUAUUGAUCACAUUGUAGGGAACCAGCCUGAUAAUGAAAUGACCAAUGCUGCAGAUUGGUAUGAAAAGAACCUUAUGUUUCAUCGAUUCUGGUCUGUGGAUGACUCUCAAAUCCACACAGAGUAUUCUGCACUCCGUUCUAUCGUGGUUACAAAUUAUGAGGAAACCAUUAAAAUGCCAAUCAAUGAACCGGCUCCAGGCAAACGGAAAAGUCAGAUUCAGGAGUAUGUGGAUUAUUAUGGAGGAGCAGGAGUACAGCACAUUGCCAUGUACACCAAUGACAUCAUCAACACCGUGUCAAAUCUUAAAAAGCGAGGACUGCAGUUCUUACAGAUCCCCGACAGAUAUUACAAAAACCUGAUAGAGAGGUUAAAGAAAUCGAAAGUGACAGUUACCGAGGACAUGGACACAAUCCGGAAGUUGCACAUUCUGAUCGACUAUGAUGACAAUGGAUACCUUCUGCAGAUCUUCACAAAAAUCAUGCAAGACAGACCCACAAUCUUUCUAGAGGUCAUCCAAAGAAAUAAUCACCAGGGCUUUGGAGCUGGAAAUUUCAAGUCGCUGUUUGAGGCCAUUGAGGUGGAUCAAGCGGAGCGUGGGAAUCUGUAAUUCUUGCGACAGUGUGGUGUUGUGGGAUCAGAUCUGUGGGACUUUAUGAAACCAUGCAGUAUUUCUCUGCUAUUCCUCCAUUGUAUAUAUACUGACAUACAUUAUUUAAUACAUUAUGUUCUCCUGUGGGUUGCAUCAAAUUUGCUUUUGUUAUUUACUUAGAAAUACAAUGUGCAUACAAACUGA